UUCGGCAGCCUCCGAGGGAGUUCAACGUAUUUGUGUCUAAUAGAAUCGCGAAAAUCCAGGAAAUGACGAAAGGAAUGGCUUGGCAUCAUGUUCCAACAGACUUGAAUCCGGCGGAUGUGGUAUCGCGCGGAUGUACCCCCAAAGAAUUGCUGGAGCACUCCCUUUUGGCAAAUGGACCUCUAUUUCUACUGAAAGGAGCGUCGAACUGGCCCUCCCUAUUAGAUGCAGUAAAGAACCUUCCGGAACGGCGUUCCACGGCGCUAAUUAAAACCGUUGGCACUGACAUAUCUAUCAACUGCAAGUUUAUCAACUUAUUCGACAAGUUGCAGCGUGUUUUCGCGUACAUUUAUCGUUUCAUUUCAAAUUGCAGAGCCAAAUCAUUACCUUCAACCAUCUAUCUUACCGUUGACGAGAUCAGCUUCGGAACCGUUCUGCUUCUAAGGAGCAUUCAACAGGUUCACAUAGCGGUGGAGUAUGAGGUUCUUAGCCAAGGCAAGCCUUGUCCUCCGAAGAGCAAGUUGAUUUCUCUAAGGCCAAUACUUAGCUCUGAGUGUUUACUUCGUGUUGGUGGAAGGCUUCAAAAUGCGAGCUUGGACUUCGAGGCUAAGCAUCCGAUAUUGUUACCCAAGGAUCAUCCGGUCACCAGAGCGAUUAUCGUCUAUUAUCAUGAGAAAUACUUCCACGCAGGGCCACAGGCGUUGCUCGCUGCUUUACGGCAAAGGUAUUGGCCACUUGGAGGCCGAAAGUUCGUGGCUAGCGUCAUCAACAAAUGCGUCAGAUGCUUUUGGAUGAAGCCUGUGGCUUGGGAACACGUGAUCUGCCUGCCAGCAGAUCGAGUUCAGCCGAACCCAGCUUUUCACACCACAGGAGUGGACUAUUGUGGACCGUUAUAUCACAAGUCAGAGACCCGGAACAAAGCACCCCACAAGUGCUACAUCGCCGUCUUUGUCUGCUUUUCGACGAAGGCUGCGCACUUGGAAGUCGUCCAGGAUCUCACAACGGAUUCUUUCAUUGCAGCUUUGAGAAGAUUCAUUAGCCUCAGAGGCAGUCCACGUACUAUUUGGAGUGAUAAUGCGCUAAACGAGAGCUAG
Messenger RNA from Drosophila gunungcola (fruit fly), 1091 nucleotides. RefSeq lists its product as uncharacterized. Gene Ontology annotation, molecular function: nucleic acid binding. The coding region runs from base 63 to 1091 and encodes 342 amino acids. The transcript has a single exon. The record is from RefSeq and is a predicted model, not a curated record. NCBI's taxonomy places the organism in Eukaryota, Metazoa, Arthropoda, Insecta, Diptera, Drosophilidae.